GCCACAAAAUCUGCAUCUUUAUUAAUUUUGUUCAAUUACAAAAAAAAAUAUUCAUCAUCACGAGUUAAGUACAAUAAAGAACAAAAAAAAAUUAUAAAGUGAAAUCUGUUGCAGCGGAUUCUCUAUUUCGCGGCUCAGCUGUCAAACCGGACCCCGCCCUGGAGUUAGACAAUCUAACCAAUCACAGGGGUGUUAAAGGCCGCGCUGACCAAUCACAAUCUUGUAAAUCAAACCGGAAACGCCAAAGAGAUCCAUGUCCGGCCCCACCCACGGAAACUAACAGAGGGAAUAUAAUGAAUCGCCCACGCGAUUAUUGGGGUUCACGACAGCUGAUUAUGAGUUAUUAUCUUUCCUAUACACACGAUAUCGUCCAAAUGUGUUAAAUAUAACUUCAACUUGCCUGUGACCGGUUUAAGUAGAACCUUAUACCAAAUUGCGUUAAGAAUUCUCCUCAUUUAAUCUUUCUCGGCAAAAUGUCGAAAAUGUGUGGCUUUUUUCUGUGAGUUAUGAGUUUAUUAUCAAACGCUAUGAGCUGCUUUUCAGUUCGGCGUGUGUGUUUAGUGUCUUACGGCACUUUAUCAAUGUGAAUUCGGACUUUAAUGAUCACUACGCCACGUGUUUUCCCAUUGGAGGGCGUCGAUUCGAAGGCGGACACGGAACACAAGGAGUCGCCCUGUAAAUGUGGCGUAUUGCUUCGAAAAAAAGUUGUAUUGUGGAUAUUUUUCAAGCCGAAUUCAAAAUUGGCGUCAGUAACUAGGAAUGCCUCUGAGUCGAGCUCUGUGAGUCGAGUAUUCUUCACCGAUACGUGCGGGCGAGUUGAAUCCGCACAAUUUCGAAUGUAGUUCCGUCACGGAGAGGCGCUCGCCCUUGUCUCAUCUCUCCCACAGGAGGCUCUGCUUCCCCGACAACCCCCUUUGUUCAGUGCACAGUCGGUGGGUUGAGUCAGCGAGAGGAGAGGGAGGCUGUGCUUCAGAAGAAGAAGAAAAAAAGAAUCCGACAAGAGCCAGAGGCAAAAAAAACAACAUAUAUAUAUCUGAGUUCAGCCAGGAAGCCAGACGACAGGGAAGGUGCGUUCAAGUGCUGUUGAUGCUGAUGCUGCGGUUUCUUGCUCGGAAACCGUCAUCAGAGGGAGCCGGUGGUUCGGCCACGGAGACAGCGACACAUGUCUGCCUUUUUUUUUUCUCCCGGUGGGGGUGAGCUGCUCCGGCUCCGGGUCCUGAAGGAAUGAACCGGCAUCCCGACCACUGAUCCUCCUCAUCCUCCUCCUCAUCCUCCCGCUGCAGUCGUCGCCAUCAUCCACCCGAUCUGAUCCCGCGCCGGCUCCAGCUCCUGCUCGGCUCAGCAUCCAUAUUUGCAUCAUCCCAGGGAGUGGCAACCACUGAUCCCACUUCCUUUUCUUGCUCCAGGAGAGGAAACAAAAUUGAAAACAGCCCCGACAUGGAGAGCGACAGCCACCACUCCCACGUCUAGUGGCCCUCAUCCGCAAGCCUUCAUCACCCAGGGAGGAGCUCCCAGGUCCCAGGCCAUCUCCCUGCCACUGAAGAAUGAACAUGCUCAAGUCCAGUGGACUGAAAAUCCCUGGCCGUGGGCCCAAGCAUUCCAGCCCAGUGGGGAGGACCUCAGCGGGUGGAACGUCCAGCCCCGUCGUCCCUAAAGACAACGCCCCGCUGAAGCCGACCACGCCGACUAAAAUCUCCGAAGAGGGCGACGAUGUUUUGGGCGACUACACGGUGGGCGAACAGGUCUGGGUCAACGGCGUCAAACUGGGCGCCAUCGCCUACCUCGGGGAGACCCAGUUCGCCCCGGGACAGUGGGCGGGCGUCAUUCUGAAUGACCUAGUUGGCAAGAACGACGGCUCAGUGGGCGGCGUGCGCUACUUCGAGUGCCAGCCCCUCCAGGGCAUCUUCACGCGGCCCUCGAAGCUCACGCGGCAGCCGGUCGGCGAGGGCAGCGACAGCCACUCCACCGACUCGCUCUCUGCCCAGAAUCAGACGCAGCAGGGCGGCAGCAACGGCGGCGGCGGCGGCGGCGGCUGCGGCGCCCCCCCUGGCCAGCGGGUGGUGGUGCUGCCGCUCAGAGAGGGCCUGCUCAACUGCGCCGUGAAAACGGGCAACGAGUCCGGCUCCAACAUGUCCGACAACGGCUCGGUGAAGAAAGGCGGAGACAAGGAUCUCCGAGUCGGAGAUCGAGUGCUGGUCGGAGGCUCAAAGAUGGGGGUCAUACGCUACAUGGGAGAGACGGACUUCGCCAAGGGGGAGUGGUGUGGGGUGGAGCUGGAUGAGCCCCUGGGGAAGAAUGAUGGCGCUGUAGCUGGUACAAGAUACUUCCAGUGUCUUCACAAGUUCGGCCUGUUCGCUCCGGUCCACAAGGUGAUCCGCAUCGGCUUCCCCUCCACCAGCCCGGCCAAGGCCAAGAAGAGCAAGCGGAUGGCCAUGGGGGUCUCCUCGCUGGUCCACAGCCCCAGCAGCUCCUCCAUCAGUUCAGUCAGCUCGGUGGCCUCCUCCGUGAGCGGACGGCCGAGCCGAACUGGACUGCUGACGGAGACGUCGUCGCGCUACGCCCGGAAGAUCUCCGGCACCACCGCGCUGCAGGAAGCCCUGAAGGAGAAGCAGCAGCACAUCGAGCAGCUGCUGGCCGAGAGGGACCUGGAGCGGGCCGACAUGGCCAAGGCCACCAGCCACAUCAGCGAGGUGGAGAAGGAGCUGAGCGUCGUCAAGACGCAGCACGUGCAGUACGUGUCGGAGAACGAGGGCAGCCUGCAGCAAGUCAGAGCCCUGUUGGCCAGCACGCAGAAGGACAAGCUGGAGCUGGCCAAUCAGCUCGAAGAAGAGAAACGGAAAGUGGAGGACCUCCAGUUCAGAGUGGAGGAGGAAUGCAUCACCAAAGGAGACCUGGAGGGAAGAUGCGCUCGUGACGCGGUGUCCGUGAGGUCGGGUAAGAGAACCAAGCAAACCACGGUCGAGGAGCAGAGUCGCAUCAUGCAGCUGGAGGACGAGCUCACCCUCCGAGGCGCCGAGAUCAAGAACCUCCGCGCUCAACUCGGAGGAGGCGGCGACUCGGGCUCGCAGCCGGCCGGCGGCGGCGGCGGCGGCGGCGACGGCGACGCAGCAGCCCCCCCCGGGUCCGACGGCCAGCGGGACGCCCCGCUCCUGAGCGAGCAGCGCUACAGGGAGAGCGGCGAGCUGCGGGACAAGUACGAGACGGCGCUGGCGGCGAGCCAGCAGGAGGUGGACUCGCUGAAGGCCGUGGUGGACAAGCAGAACCAGGAGAUCGGCGACGCGCGGCAGAGAGUCCAACAGGCCAACAAGGAAAACCUGGAGAUGAUGGACACCUGGAAGGCUAAAUUUGACUCGUUGGUGAGCGACCACCAGCGAUCCCUGGAGGAACUCAAGGCCACGCUGAGCAGCGACCGCGCUGCUCCUGAAGGCCGGGAGCAGGACGCCCCGGAGCUGAGGGCCGCUCUGGAGAGCCUGAAGAUGGAGCACCAGCUGGAGCUGGAGAAUCUCAAGGCCAAGCACAAGAUCGAAGCUGCCAUUCUCACCAAGGAGCGCGAGGACCUGUGCGCCCGCCUGCGGGAGGCCAAGGAGCAGCUGGCGGCCGAGGGCGGCCAGACGUGGAGGGCCGAGGUCGGGGCCAGGACCUUCGGGAAGCAGGCCCUGGAGGAGGCGACCGACAAGCUCCUGAAGGCGGAGCGGCGGCUGGCGGAGGUGGAGCAGCUGCAGGCGGAGCGGGACAGGGGCGCGGAGGCGCUGCGCGAGAGGCUGGAGCUGUCGGAGAAGAAGACGGCGGAUCACCAGGCGCUGCAGAAGGCCCAGGCCGAGAGCCGGGAGGAGAUCCAGAAGCUGGAGGAGGAGCUGAGGGUGACGGCCAACCAGCUCCAGGCCAUCCAGGCCGACCGCUUCACGCCCCGCGACGCAAAUGUGAUAGAGGAUAACGACAUAUCAGAGGAGAAGAUGAAGCUAAAGCAAAAUAUCGAAGAAACGAUGGAGAAGUUGUUGAAAAGGGAAAAAGAGGUCUCUACUCUCACUUCCCAGGUCGACGCCCUCAAGUCACAGAUCGGAGCGAUGGAGGGAAAAGUCCGGGCCGGGGAGAAGAAAGCCGAAGCUCUGGCCAGGGAGAAGAUGCGCGUGGAGGCCGAGCUGGAGUCCAUGACCAGGAAGUCCCACGAUGCAUCUGGGCAGCUGGUCAGCAUCAGCCAGGAUCUACUGCAGAAAGAAAGGAGCCUGAAUGAACUGAGGGUGUUGCUGCUGGAAUCGCAUCGCCACUCGCGGGACAUGGAGAAAGACCUGAACCGGGAAGUGCACAAGGCCGAGUGGAAGGUGAAGGAGCAGAAGCUCCAGGACGACAUCAAGACGCUGCGGGAGAAGCUGCUCCUGCUGGGCCGCGAGCGUUGUUCACCGGACCACCGGCGCUACUCCAUGCUGGACCCCUCGGCGCUGGACUCGGAGGUGAACCGCCUGCGCCAGCGGCUGCUCAGCACGGAGGACGCCCUGAGGAACGCGAUGGAACACAACCAGCAAGUGGACCAGCUGGUCCUGGCCAUGCGCAAGCAUCCAGAAAAAAGCCCGGUGCAUGGUGCCAACUCGGCCAAUGGGAUUCAUCAUCAGGAGACGGGCAGCGCUCGCGAUGACCAACACUGAUGUGCGAGCAGAAGAAGACGGGGCCGUUGCGCAGAGGUUUCGUCGUGAGAAAAAAAGGAAAGCGCUCGUCCCGACAACUCCUCCCGAUCCUGCGAUGGACAGACACCUGAGCGACUCUUCGGUUUGACAGUUAAUACCAAAACGGCAAAUCUCUAUCUCCAGUGCAUUUUACGUGUUGUUGCAGAAAAGCAUCUAUAAGCCAAUCGUGAAGACUGCUUGAAAAGAACUAUGUGAUGUAACCAGGAAGACGUGGGACAUGGACACGAAGAGAUGUGGUCGGCACCGGCAACUUUUGAUGCUUUACAGUCGUUAGGAAGUGAAAAAAAAAUUUUUUGCCAGGAACUCUUUGACAAUUCAGAAUUUUGAUCCAGAAAGGGAAAAAAAAAAAAUGUUGCUGAUGGUCAACGAGGUGGAAGAACUGGGUCUCCGUUGCUUUUGUUUGUUUUAUUUAUUACUUUUACUCUUGCGCCUCCGCUCUGUAAUAAUCAUCUGUACUGUAGGUGUUGAAGGAGAAGACGCUGACGGCGCUCGUCGCCUUUCUCCAUGUGUGAUGAGAGGACUGGUGGCAAAGUCAUCGCGGUUGCUCCCUUUCCCCUGGGCUGGGCGGCCGGCAUCGUUGGAAGUAUUCAAUUUAUUGCUCGGCCGAAAAAAUCUGUGCCUCACAAGGUCGUUUUGAAAAGUGGCUCAAAAACGGCUCCAAUAUUUCAUCAGUUUGAAUCUGUUUUUUAGGUUGGAAUGGAUUCCAGGUCCACGACUUCCACAAAAACCCUGUCGACCACCUCCCACAACGUGCCCUCCUCUCUCCGUCCAUGUUCCAAACAGCGUUUUCUUAAAUACAUAAGAAUUGAUUUCUUAAUCUCCCAAGUAGAAACCGAUUCGAUGAACGCGCGAGGAGGACGGAUUUUCUCUAGUUUUCUCAAGGCCUUGGUCCUCUUUUAAAUUCCUUUUCAGGAAAUCAGUUUUAACAAAACGUGUACGACAACCCUGUGCUUUAUAGCUCACAUUAACGUUCACUCUUGAACUAUCCCAGAUAUAAAAGUCUCCUCCGAGAAACCAGUCGUGGACACGGUGUCGUGAUAUUUCAUAAAAAAAAAAAAAGAAAGUGGAGGAAUGGUUGAAAACGGUGUUAUUCCCUCUGCCAUCCUCGGAGAACAUUUACAGGAUCGUCGUAUAUGUGGCAUACCUGUAUUUGUUGUAGUACUGUCGCCAUGGUUACUUGCGGCCUUCUGUACAGCAGGUUGAACUAGCGUGAGCGUCGAUUUUAGAGCAGUCGCCUUGAGUGGAGCUUUGCUUGAGGAACAUCCGUCCCACCAUUAUCUGUACCGCCAGCUCGCCCUCAUGGAGAGACAAACUCUCAGUCGCCACAUUUAACCUAACCCCAAUCUGCCGGAGAACCCGGGUGGAACCCGGGGAGGACGCGGGGAGAAAACGCGCAAUCUCCACAGCUUCCACGAACCUUGCCGCGACGCGCCGCGCAGGGUCCAAAAAGUCCUGAGGCCACUUUCCCCCCUUUCACUUGAAUGUAUCACACGAAUUGACCACUGCGCAUUUACCGCGUCGCGUUGUCCGUCGGGCGACAGGAGUCUAUCUGUUGUAAAGGACCGGCCGCGAGGAUUUCAACCACCAGUCCUCUCUCGCGCGCGCUCGCCGGAUCGAUCUCCUUCAGUCGGAAGUCCCCUCAUCAGUGGACUGAAGGCUCGAUGUGACCGAGCCCCCCGGGAGACCUGCUUGCAUCCAGCUCUCGUCCAUGUGACAGUAUGUUUAUAGAAAGAAUAUAGUGAGUUAUUCCAUUCACUUAAACUCUUGUCUGAACGUGUUUUUCCCAGUACGACCUCUUCUGCGCUCGUUUGACGACGAGCCAAUUUUAUUUACCGUGGACUACGUGUGAGCACAGACUCCACCCAUGCAUAAGUAUUAAAUGAUGAUAUUAAAUGGUGCGACGGCAACGUAGCCGUCCUAUCUGAUGGCCUUUUUUUUUUCUUUUUUUGAUGAAUCACAAUGUCCCCUGGAUUACAGUACUGCACCGACCUUUUCGGUCGAGUCUACUUCAGGGUUGUCGCAGGAGCUAUAAAACCCAAGACGCCCCACUCGCCCUCAACAUCUGGAUUUCAACAUUUGUAGAAUUUAUACUUCAAGUCUUCCAAAAGAAAAAUAUUGCUUUAUCCAUUCGUUGGCCGAACCAGGAGAUGGUUGGGCGGUCACAGGUUGCCGUUGCUUCUGCAGGAGGCGUUGCUCAGAGGUGAGUGGCGUGGAAACGUCGGGAGUCGUGGUCUCCCGGGCAAAAAAUAUACAGUUCAGGCGCCGGUCAGCUCAGAUAGAAUCCUGACAUUUUUUUUCUUUGUUGGAUAUUGUACAUGGCCUUUUUCAGCUGGAGGGUUCGCACCCUUUGGAUUAUUGCUGCAAUGGUUUUCGGAGAUUGAGUCAUUAAAUAUUAACAAUGUGGGCAAAAAG
Molecule: messenger RNA, 7091 nt
Organism: Scophthalmus maximus (turbot)
Lineage: Eukaryota; Metazoa; Chordata; Actinopteri; Pleuronectiformes; Scophthalmidae
Gene: clip2
Product: CAP-GLY domain containing linker protein 2
Exons: 18
Coding region: 1545-4640 (1031 amino acids)
Biological process (GO): cytoplasmic microtubule organization
Cellular component (GO): cytoplasm; microtubule plus-end; nucleus
Molecular function (GO): microtubule plus-end binding
Source: RefSeq, a predicted model, not a curated record